Messenger RNA from Anthostomella pinea, 2595 nucleotides. Lineage: Eukaryota; Fungi; Ascomycota; Sordariomycetes; Xylariales; Xylariaceae. The record is from the annotation of a GenBank genome assembly.
AUGAUGCGCGGAUUGUGGAUUUUGGCUACCCUCGGCCUUGUGGCUGCAGAAGACGGGUUGAAUGGCUGGCUGCGGUACGCGCGGUUACCUGGUAAUAAUACCAAGCAAGCCAUCGUCCCGUCAAGCAUAGUCGCCCUCAACAGCACCGAGACCAGUCCUGUCUAUGUCGCCGGCCAAGAACUGCAGAAGGGCAUCAAGGGCAUCCUUGGGAAGACAGUCGAUGUGACGUCUGAAAGCGUCGAUGGCCCUUCUAUCGUUGUGGGAACCAUUGACGCGUUUACUGCCGCCGGUGGUGAUACCGACGUCAUUCCUGAGCUCGAAGAGGAUGGCUUUUGGCUCAACACCGAGGGCGACACGAUCGAGAUCGUCGGGCAGAACGAAUGCGGCGUUCUUUAUGGGGUCUUCGAAUACUUGUCCCUUCUUGGACAAGGGAAUUUCACCAAGGUCACAAAAGCUACGAACCCCAGUGCCUCGAUUCGAUGGGUCAAUCAAUGGGACAACAUGGAUGGUACCAUUGAGCGAGGCUUUGCCGGACUCUCAAUUUUCUUUGAGAAGAACGUCACUGUCGCCAACACGACUCGAGUCUCAGAGUACGCCCGCCUACUGGCAUCGAUCCGUGUCAACGGUAUCAUCGUCAACAACGUCAAUGCGAACCCCAUCAUCCUGAGCGAUGAGAAUAUGGCGGGACUGGGCAGGAUCGCUGAUGCGAUGAGGCCUUGGGGCGUUCGAGUCGGCAUAUCGCUCAACUUCGCUUCGCCUCAGACGUUUGGCGGUCUGAGUACCUUUGGUCCGUUGGACGAGUCUGUCAUUGCCUGGUGGGGUGACAUCACGAACAAGCUCUACGAGAAGGUGCCCGAUAUGGCCGGUUAUCUCGUGAAGGCGAACUCUGAGGGCCAGCCCGGACCGUUGACAUACAAUCGCACGCUUGCUGAGGGUGCCAACUUGUUCGCCAACGCUGUGAAACCUCAUGGAGGUAUCGUCAUGUUCCGUGCGUUUGUCUAUGACAGUGUGAACCUGAACGAGAGCAACUGGAAAGACGAUCGCGCAAAUGCGGCCGUUGACUUCUUCAGAGACCUAGAUGGCGAUUUCGAUGACAACGUCGUCGUGCAAGUCAAAUAUGGGCCGAUUGACUUUCAGGUCCGCGAGGCGCCGUCCCCGCUGUUCGCCCACCUGCAGCAGACGGCCUCGGCCAUUGAAUUGCAAGUCACGCAGGAAUACCUCGGCCAGCAAUGCCAUUUGGUGUAUCUGCCUCCGCUAUGGAAGCAAAUCCUUAACUUCGACCUUCGCGUGGAUGGCGAGAAAUCCGUCAUCGGUACCGAUAUUCUCUCUGGCAAGCGCUUCGGCAAGGAACUCACUGGCUAUGCCGCCGUGGUCAACGUUGGCCACAAUGCGACGUGGCUCGGCUCUCACCUUGCCAUGUCCAAUUUGUACGCGUACGGUUGGCUCGCUUGGGACCCUACCGACAACGAAGUGACGAUACUGCAAGAUUGGACGCGCCUCACAUUUGGAUCUGACAAGACUAUCAUAGACACCAUCACGAAGAUGUCGAUGGAGUCGUGGCCCGCCUACGAGAACUACACCGGCAACCUCGGCAUCCAGACGCUCACCGACAUCACCGGCCCGCACUACGGCCCGAACCCGCAAUCCAUGGACAACAACCCCUGGGGCCAAUGGACGCGGGCCGACGCCACCAGCAUCGGCAUGGACCGCACCGUCUGGAACGGCACCGGCUUCGCGGGACAAUACCCCAGUGAGAUCGCCGCGCAAUUCGAGACCAUCGAAACGACACCCGAGGAGCUCCUUCUCUGGUUCCACCACGUGCCAUACACCCAUGUUCUGAGCACCGGCGCGACCGUGAUUCAGCACUUCUACGACGCGCACUAUGCAGGCGCCGAGACAGCUGCGUCGUUCCCGACGCAGUGGGCCAAGCUCGUCGGCCUCGUUGACCCGCAGCGCUUCGACGAGACGUUGUUCCGGCUUAUGUACCAAGCCGGCCACGCCAUCGUGUGGCGCGAUGCCAUCAGCCAGUUCUACCACAACAUAUCCUCCAUCGCGGACGAGAGAGCCCGCGUCGGCAGCCACCCCUGGCGCAUCGAGGCGGAGGACAUGCAGCUGAACGGAUACAGAAUCACGGUCGUAACGCCGUUCGAAGUCGCCUCGGGGCUGCGCAUCGUGCAGACCGUGGACAACACCACGGCCGCGAGCGUGAGCACCACGCUGAACUACCCGGCCGGCACGUACGACCUUGCUGUUGGGUACUACGACCUGUACGAGGGCAAGGCGAGCUACGAGCUGUUCCUCAACGACGAGAGUCUGGGGUCUUGGGUGGGCGAUCUGGAGGACAGGCUGGGGUACACGCUUACGAGGGGGAUUGAUGGACACUCCGCUACGCGCGUCACGUUUAGGAGGGUUGCGAUUGAGGAGGGCGAUGUGAUGAGGAUUGAAACUGUGCCGAAUGGCCGAGAGACGGCGCCGCUGGAUUAUCUUGCGGUGCUGCCGCCGGGGGUGGUGGAUCAGGGGGUCUUGGGGGCUGGGUACGUUCGUGGCUUGAAUACGAUUCAAUAUUUCAAAGACCGCGUCUACUACGGGUUGUGA